AUACUUGUAUACGGGGACAAUAGUAUCACUUGAGAAGCAGUCCCCUUCGUUCAUUAUCGAUUUAUUAUGUGCGGCAGAUGAGUUGAUCCUUCUAGAAAUGAUUUCAUACGUGGAAAAUCAAUUUCUUUUACAUCAUUAUACUUAUUUAAACGAAAAUUUUUUAGAUAUUGUAACAAUCGCGUUUCAACAUGAACCAUGGAAAAGGUUACAAGAAUUCUGUUUGGAUCAUAUUUGUCCAAAUCCUUCAAUAAUUUUAACGUCAACAAAUUUUCUCUCAUAUUCUGAGGCGAUCUUUUCAGGAAUUUUACAACGAGAUGAUUUAGUGAUGAAAGAGAUUGAUGUGUGGGAUAUGCUCUUAACAUGGGGAAUAAAUCAAGAACCUCGUUUAGGAGAAUAUGGUGAAGGGAAUAUGAUUAGCCAGAUAGUUGAAAAGUGGUGUGACGAAGAAUUUGAAACUUUAAGGAAUAGAUUAAAGAAUUGUAUUCAAUUUGUAAGAUUUAGUGAUAUUUCCCCUGAAGAUUUUUUCGUCAAGAUUAGACCUUUAAAAAAUAUAUUUCCCGAAGAUUUAUAUGAAGAAAUUUUAUGGAAAUUUAUUAGCCCAAGAAACGUUAUAUUCGAGAUAUCUUCUUCAUCCGCUGAUACACAUUUAAUCAAUUAUGGUCAUUUGUUACAACCUUCUCGUCCUUCUCCUAUAGAUUCAUUCAUAAUUAAUUUGAAACAUGCAGCAUUUAUUGCAAGCUGGUGGGGCGGGAAUGACUUGAGAGCCUGGGGAAGUUUUAAUGCUGAUUGUUGUCAAUGUGUUCAUUAUAGGUAUGAAAAUGCCGUUAGAAAUAAUCCUGAUUUAUUUUCGGCUGAGGAAUUUGAAGUUUUUCAAUUAGUUAAAAGAAUUUAA
This is a messenger RNA of Funneliformis mosseae, 892 nucleotides long. NCBI's taxonomy places the organism in Eukaryota, Fungi, Glomeromycota, Glomeromycetes, Glomerales, Glomeraceae. The record is from the annotation of a GenBank genome assembly.